GGAACCUAAUGAAAGAUAUUCAUUAGAGAAUCUUAAACGAUAUGCAAAUACUAAAGUUGGUCAAAUAAUGCUAGAGGCAAAAUUACAUGGCAUUAAAAGCUUCGAAGCUUUUAUUAAAGGGGACAUCGAAAUAGCAAUUCACGAACAGUUUCAAGCAUAUAAGCUCUGUGAGUUGGUUUGCAGCACAAAACCUGUUUAUAUGGAAUAUGGGAAUAUUGAUAUUUUAAAAGAUUUCAUUGCUAACAAUCCGUGUAAUGCAGAAGCAAAAUUUGUCUUAGCAUUUACGUAUUUUAGCUUUGGAAAAUCUCAUGAAGUGGUUUUCAGUUUAAUGGACGAGUGUAUUGCUUUGUCCCCUCUCGAAUCGACAUAUUAUAAAUACCGGGGAUCUAUGAAAUGCUUUGAUAAUAGAUAUGAAGAAGCAAUUGAAGAUUUUGACAUGGUGAUAAAAAUUUGUGGUUCUAUACAAGGAUAUGGAAUCUAUUAUUCACGUGCAGUUGCUAAUAGGUUGCUCGCAGAUAAAAUAUUGCUUUACAUUAUUUCUUCACAAAAAAAUAUAUCCAAUAAUCCUGAACGUCCAUACUACAAACGUUCUUUGUCCGAUUAUGAAACUUUCCUCAAAUUUGCUCCGCCCGAAGAUCGCAAAAUCCCCGAGACGUUUUACGGCAUGGCAUUGUGCUAUACAUCUUUAAAAGAUUUUAAAAAGGCCAAAGAAUGUUACGACUGUGGUCUUGAAGCAGAAAAAAAACGACUGCCAGUUUUCGGUCCAUUUGAUUUCCCUCCUAAAGCAACUUUGGAGGCUGAACUUGGGUUAUUUUCAUUUUUAGAAAACCCAAGCGUUGCAAAUAUAUGUCCAGUGUGUAAGAAAAAAGCAUAUAAAAUUUGUGCCAAAUGCAAAGAUAACAUGGUUCAGCGCGUUAGAAGAAAAGGUGAAUAUGUUGUGUGUAAAACAAAUUCAGAGAGAGGUGUGGGUUGUGUUUGGUCUGACAAUGAGGUUAGCGCAAAAUCAGACCCGGUGAAUUCAGAAGAUAAAAAUGGAACAUCGAAAACGUUGAAUGAUGGAGAUAGUGCGAUCGAUACAGGAUCUGCAAAUUCAUUUGAUAUUAAUAAUGAGGGCUCCGUGGGCUUACUACAAGCGAAUGACAUAGCAGGUUCUUCCAAUGAAAAUCCAGUAAAGGGAAAAGGAUUUGCUAGUGGAAUGUUUUCGGUAAACGAGAGUUGA
This is a messenger RNA of Acaulospora colombiana, 1219 nucleotides long. The record is from the annotation of a GenBank genome assembly. NCBI's taxonomy places the organism in Eukaryota, Fungi, Glomeromycota, Glomeromycetes, Diversisporales, Acaulosporaceae.